Aspergillus heteromorphus CBS 117.55 is the source of this 408-nucleotide messenger RNA. RefSeq lists its product as uncharacterized. The record is from RefSeq and is a predicted model, not a curated record. The transcript is spliced from 2 exons. Bases 1 to 408 code for a protein of 135 amino acids. NCBI's taxonomy places the organism in Eukaryota, Fungi, Ascomycota, Eurotiomycetes, Eurotiales, Aspergillaceae.
AUGUUCGAGCGUCGUGCUGCGGACCGCUAUCGGCUCCGGAUGCACCGUGCCCGCACCGUUGCACUGACAUCUGACGAGAUUGUCGAGGUGCGAGCCGCCCAGCGGACCUUCGAAGGAGCCUACAUCCGGACCGCGCUCUCACAGUUCUCAUUCGCCCUGGUGGUCCUCAAGAUCUUCACCAGCGAGUUCUACAGUACCGGGGCGCUAUUCGCCAUCUACGGCACCGGGGUGCUCAUCAUCGGGCUCUUCCGUCGCCAGCAAGGCAACCGGCAAUUCUUCGCCGAGGUGGGAGAAGAUGGCAUCCGUCACAAGUUCAGGACGAGUGGGAAUGCGGUGGUGGUUCUGACGGCUCUGAGCAUCGCCGCCUACGCCACCCUUAUCGCGCUGACUCUGAGGUUGGACCACUAG